Talaromyces amestolkiae is the source of this 552-nucleotide messenger RNA. RefSeq lists its product as uncharacterized. The transcript has 2 exons. The record is from RefSeq and is a predicted model, not a curated record. The coding region runs from base 1 to 552 and encodes 183 amino acids. NCBI's taxonomy places the organism in Eukaryota, Fungi, Ascomycota, Eurotiomycetes, Eurotiales, Trichocomaceae.
AUGAUGGCCACCGAACAAUCAUCACCACCGCCAGCAGAAGCCGACAUCUACAACUUCAUACACACAUACGACUUCUCCUCAGACCUAGAGUUUCGCAAAGGUCUCGGCAUAAUUCUGGGCCAUCCAGAACCAGCCUCAGACGCAGACGUCGCCAGCAAUAACGAUGUUGUCUUACAAGCGAAAUGUUUCUAUAUUUCUCGGCACUAUAAGAAUUGGCUCAGUGAACAUGGGCUCAAUAUAACGACAGAGACGCCACCAGAAAGCAGCAAGACUGAAAAUCCCAAUGCAGCCGUAGGAACAUCAUCAACACAACCAACAUCGGCACCCUCUCAAGAAGUUAAAAAAGACAGCAAGGAUGCUGAACCGGCUUAUCCGUCUUCUUUUGCUCACAUUGUGGAAUUGAUCACCAGCAAUCAACCGAUUCCUGGAAUUGAGGAGAUUCCAGAUACGAUAUUGGCUGGKCAAGAUGAACCCAGCAAAGCAACAAAGAGGCGGAAACCUUGGGAGAAAAAUGUUGAAGCUGAGGUGGUCAGUAGUGAAAAUCAGGCCUAA